Pieris napi is the source of this 3612-nucleotide messenger RNA. It is a transcript of the gene RDL2, whose product is annotated as gamma-aminobutyric acid receptor subunit beta-like. Gene Ontology annotation, molecular function: chloride channel activity; extracellular ligand-gated monoatomic ion channel activity; GABA-A receptor activity. Gene Ontology annotation, cellular component: neuron projection; membrane; synapse. The transcript has 10 exons. The record is from RefSeq and is a predicted model, not a curated record. NCBI's taxonomy places the organism in Eukaryota, Metazoa, Arthropoda, Insecta, Lepidoptera, Pieridae. Gene Ontology annotation, biological process: signal transduction; nervous system process; chloride transmembrane transport. The coding region runs from base 49 to 1557 and encodes 502 amino acids.
CUGGAAAGCGGUUGCUGCCAGCAGCGCCGCUGGCACGCGGCGGGCAGAAUGACGUCUCGUCCGCGUAACAUGCGAUUUCUCGCGUUCGUAUUUUCGCUCGCUAUAGCAUGGUUACCACAUGCCGACCAAGCCGCGGGAGCGGGAGGCGGAGGAAUGUUUGGCGAUGUCAACAUCUCAGCUAUUUUGGACUCUCUGAGUGUCAGCUACGACAAAAGAGUGAGGCCCAAUUAUGGCGGACCACCAGUGGACGUUGGAGUCACCAUGUACGUGCUGUCCAUCAGUUCUCUAUCUGAAGUUAAAAUGGAUUUCACAUUGGAUUUCUACUUCCGUCAGUUCUGGACUGAUCCGAGGCUUGCAUACAAAAAGCGCCCAGGUGUUGAAACAUUGUCAGUUGGAUCGGAAUUUAUCAGGAACAUAUGGGUGCCUGACACAUUUUUCGUAAAUGAAAAACAAUCCUAUUUUCACAUUGCAACAACUAGCAAUGAAUUUAUACGUAUUCACCAUUCUGGAUCUAUUACACGUAGUAUAAGAUUAACAAUAACGGCCUCCUGUCCCAUGGACCUACAAUACUUUCCUAUGGAUCGUCAACUGUGCAACAUUGAAAUCGAAAGCUUUGGCUACACCAUGCGGGACAUCCGUUAUAAGUGGAAUGAGGGGCCCAACUCAGUAGGCGUAUCAAGUGAGGUGUCCCUGCCGCAGUUCAAGGUUCUGGGCCAUCGACAACGAGCUAUGGAGAUUUCUCUUACGACAGGAAACUACUCCCGAUUGGCUUGUGAAAUCCAAUUCGUGCGUUCAAUGGGAUACUAUCUGAUUCAAAUAUACAUCCCGUCUGGUUUAAUUGUGAUCAUAUCAUGGGUAUCAUUUUGGUUGAAUCGGAAUGCAACACCCGCACGUGUCUCUCUUGGUGUGACCACUGUGCUGACCAUGACUACCCUUAUGUCUUCAACCAACGCCGCUCUUCCCAAGAUUUCGUAUGUUAAAUCCAUUGAUGUUUACUUGGGCACCUGCUUCGUAAUGGUCUUCGCUAGUCUACUAGAAUACGCUACUGUUGGAUACAUGGCUAAAAGGAUUCAAAUGAGGAAACAACGAUUUACUGCUGUCCAGAAAAUGGCUGCCGAGAAAAAGAUACAUAUCGACGGCCCUCCUGGCACGUCUGAGCCACUUCCACCGCCUAGAACAAGCACACUUUCAAGACCUGCUCCGCCUAGCCGCUCAUCGUCCUACAACCCUCACACACAGGAGGUACGCUUCAAAGUCCACGACCCGAAAGUAUACUCAAAAGCUGUGACUCAUGAAAACACGAUUAAUGGUGCAAGAGCCCCCCCACCGCCAGCCCCAGCUGCUCCUCCCUCAGAAGAAGAAAUACCACCGCAUCUACUACAAGCAUCGAAGAGUAUCAACAAGCUGCUUGGCACGACUCCUUCGGACAUCGACAAAUACUCGCGCAUAGUUUUUCCCGUUUGCUUUGUCUGCUUCAACCUAAUGUACUGGAUUAUAUACCUUCACGUUUCGGAUGUCGUCGCUGACGAUCUGGUACUUCUCGGGGAAGAACAUUAAAUAACACGGCUUGAUAAUGGUACUCGAAUGAUUUUUGGCCAAACCAUGUAAUAUUUAAAUCUUUGCAUAGUAUAGUAAUAAUACUACGUAGCACGUUAUUGACAUACAAGUAUCACAAUGUAUCUUUGUUUAUGAUGUAAGUGGCACGAAUCAACAGAAUCUAAUCAAACAUUUCCGAAAGGUUAUUCUAUACAAAUUACGUAGACUUGUUAGUGUAUAGUAUCAUAGUUAAUAUAAAGUGUAUUAAAUUAGACAUACAAUUUCUAACGAUAGUGAAGUAAAAUUUAUUCCUUAAAUAACUAUGUCUAUCAAAUGAAUUACUAAGUGUUAUAAUAAUAUUUAAAAAAAUUGUCGGUCACUCUAAAUAUUCCUUGUUUUCGUGUAAUGUGCCUCCUACAUGAUACCUGAUUUAGUAUCAAUAUGCUCCCUGAAGUGAUAUAACAAAAGUUAUGUAGAAAAUUACAAAAAAAGACAAAAAAACAUGAUAGUCAAAAGACGAUAACUCGCAGUUAAAUGACCACGGGUAAUUUAUAUAAGCUAAGUGUGUAAAUACCUAUAUAUAUAUAUUUAUAGCAGUAAACUUUUAAGAUAAUCAAUAUGAUUCUAGACGUAUAUGUAAAAAUCAUUUAUAGAAAACUAAUUUAUUUCAAUUUUAAAUAUUAUACACUGAUGACACAAUAUUACAAUUCUAGUGCACAGUACACUUGCAUCCACGUGUUUAGAAUAAAUAUUGUUAUAAUCCGGUCUCUGAUGUGGGAAGAUACCAAAACUGUUUUACCUUCAUAUAUAAAAGAGAAAAAUCUACAUUUAAUCUAGUAUCGUAAUUGAUUUCAAAUUACGAUUAUGUAUAUAUUUUUGUAUUUAAAAUACAUAUACAUUUUACGUACGAACAUUACGAGAAAACAUAAUUAAAUCAGAAAUGCUCUAUUGAAACAAUGUUUUAAUAUUAAUCACAAUACUGGUCAAAGGUCAAUCCCACGAAGAUUAUGUUCCUAAGGAGUUUUCAAGGAGAAAAAUACUACAGGCUACGGAAAAUUACUGUUUAUUUAUCUUUCACUUUUGCUCGUUUUUCAUACGUAGCAUUUUUCACAACUUUUAUGCAUAAGGUUCAAUAACUUUGUCUAAAACUGUACAUGACCAAGUAUUACACACUUAUGUGACUCUAUAAGAGUCAAGGCACGUUGCAAAAAACGCUGAAACAGAUUUCUUGUGACUUAUCUUAACCAUGGUUAAGGAUCUUUUUGUAUAACUUUUUGCAUACCAAGCAAAUAAUCCUAUAAAAUCUAACAUCGACCAAAUAUCUCAACAUAGCGAUGAUAACCGUAUAGAAUAAGAAUGCAUAAUAUAUUUAUUUAUUUUUAAACCUGAAUUUGCUAUACUUCCCACAUCAGAGGUAAUGGUAAUGCUCCAAUAAUGGUGUAUUAUCUAAUUUAUCAAAAUAUGACUGUUAAUUUUUUGACAAUAGUUUUCCCAAUUAUUUAUGUUUCUCUUAUAAUUAUUUCAUGGUAAGUACCGUGCUGGUACAUUCAUACUUCUAGGUAGUUUUUUUGAUUAAUUUGACAUUUAAUUUAUAGUUUAAAAAUAUGAUUCAUCUAUCAUAUAUUUAAUUUGCAGUCAUAGAGAUAAAAGCAUUUAGUUCAUUUGUGAGUUAUAAUAUGAUAAAAUAAUUUUGUACCUUCAAAACUAUAAUAUUUAUCUAUAUGUUAACUGUGUACUAUGUUCGUGAAAGUUUCGAUGUUAUUAUAAGAGUGACUGUGAGUGAUAAGUAUGCCUGAAUAACAUGUUUGUACAAGAUAUACUGCUGUGAAAUUUUAAUUUAUAAUUAAUGAUUUUUAAGAGAUUUUUACGAGUCUUAAAACAUAGUCUUUUCCUUUUUGGCUUUGGGCCCGAAUCGAGAGUGUUAUUUUGAUACAUAGUUUAAUAGAUAAUAGGAAUGAGAAAUGCAACCUAUAUAGAUCAGCCUUGCGAUUCUGUAACUGACUUUUCGAACUCUCACAGCGGUUAUCACAGCGGCGGUCGCAAAUCAGUCGUGAAGCAGUUAUAGGCAUAAACAAU